This is a messenger RNA of Prunus dulcis (almond), 1558 nucleotides long. Its product is annotated as probable serine/threonine-protein kinase At1g54610. The transcript has 5 exons. Gene Ontology annotation, cellular component: cyclin-dependent protein kinase holoenzyme complex; nucleus. Gene Ontology annotation, molecular function: RNA polymerase II CTD heptapeptide repeat kinase activity; ATP binding; cyclin-dependent protein serine/threonine kinase activity. The coding region runs from base 226 to 1470 and encodes 414 amino acids. The record is from RefSeq and is a predicted model, not a curated record. Gene Ontology annotation, biological process: positive regulation of transcription elongation by RNA polymerase II; protein phosphorylation. NCBI's taxonomy places the organism in Eukaryota, Viridiplantae, Streptophyta, Magnoliopsida, Rosales, Rosaceae.
CAAGGAGCUCUAUUUUCUCCCGCACAGUACGCCUACAAAUUGCCGUCCAUGGACGGCCAAAAUUCCCCAUAUUCGUCUGUACUCCCUUAUCUCUCUGGCUUAUUAUUUCUUCCUUUUUCCCUUCUUCUACUUCUUCUUGCUCUCUGCUUUGCGCUGCUCUGCUCCAACCCAUCACUCAAAUCACCAGCUCAAAGAAAACCAAGACUGGUCUAGACCCAAAAGCCAAUGGGCUGUGUUCAGGCCAAGCCUCUCACGAAUUCCACACCUGGGGGCUUAGAGAAGCUGAAACUGGAAAAUGGGUAUGUGGGAAAUGGCGGGGUUAAUGCUCACAGAAGAUCAACAGGCCAACCACAAAGGGACUCUCUUAAGCAGCAUAGGCAUGAACCCAUAAUUUCAAAUGCUGAGCCUGGUAGUAGAAAUGAAAAAGCAGGAGAUGAAUGGGUGGUGUUAACUGGUAGUGAUGUAGAUAAAGAUGAUGGGCAUGUUUCUCAUAAAGUUUCUGUUGAUGAGGAGGAGUUGGUGGAUGGGUGGCCUAAAUGGCUCACUGACAAUAUUUCAAGAGAGAUUUUGGCUGGCUUGGUUCCCAAGAGUGCUGACUCUUAUGACAAGCUGGACAAGGUGGGCGAAGGAACAUACAGCAAUGUGUAUAAGGCUCGAGAUAGGGACACUGGAAAAAUUGUGGCCUUAAAGAAGGUUCGGUUUGAUACAUCAGAACCCGAGAGUGUUAAGUUUAUGGCUCGGGAGAUUAUGUUUUUACGGAAAUUAGAUCAUCCCAAUGUGGUUAAGCUUGAAGGAUUGGCCACGUCAAGAAUGCAGUACAGCCUCUAUCUUGUUUUUGAUUUCAUGCGGUCAGAUUUGGCAAGAAUUAUUUCCAGCCCUGAAGGGCUUACUGAACCACAGGUCAAGUGCUAUAUGCAUCAACUACUUUCAGGUCUGCAGCACUGCCAUGAGAGGGGAAUUAUACAUCGAGACAUCAAAGGAUCAAACCUAUUGAUAGAUAAAAAUGGAAUGCUGAAAAUUGCAGAUUUUGGGCUCGCAAAUUAUUAUGUUCAAGAUCCUAAGCGCCCUCUCACAAACCGAGUUGUGACACUUUGGUACAGAGCUCCUGAGCUGUUGUUAGGUUCUACAGAUUAUGGAGUUGGCAUUGAUCUUUGGAGUGCUGGUUGCGUCUUGGCUGAAAUGUUUACAGGGAGACCACUUCUGCCUGGUAGAACAGAGGUUGAGCAACUUCAUAGGAUUUUCAGGCUUUGUGGUACACCAUCAGAGGAAUACUGGAAAAGACUAAAGCUGUCUACAACUUUUAGACCUCCACGUUCAUACAAACCCAGUCUUCAAGAAGCUUUCAAGGAUUUCCCUUUUUCUUCUUUGAGUCUGUUGAGCACUCUCCUUGCUUUAGAUCCUGCCUAUCGUGGCUCUGCGUCUUCGGCUCUCAGAAAUGAAUGCUCAUGUGACGCACGAAUUAAGUGGUGAAUAUUGUAUACUAAAAAGUACGUCUGCUUACAGUUCUUUUUCGCAAGCCCCUUGGCAUGUGACCUUUCUGGUCUACCUGCAAUCUACA